UGUAACUGAGAGAGCAUUGAACAGAAAUACGCUGUGCACCCUUAGAUAGAAGAGCUCUGGUACUAUGGUGCGGAUGUAUUGCGCUUUUUAGGAUUUAUUUUACUACUGGGAAGCAACCGGGACAUUUGAGCUGACUCGCUGACAAUACAUGUAUUUCAGUUUAUGAUGAUGGUGAUGAUUAUUAUUAUUAUUAUUAUUAUUAUUAUUAUUAUUAUUAUUAGUAGUAGUAGUAGUAGUAGUAGUAGUAGUAGUAGUAGUAGUAGUAGUAGUAGUAGUAGUAGCAGUAGUAGUAUUUAUUUCAAUGUAUUUGCUAGUAUAUCUUUAAUCGACUGCACUGCCUUUCCUUCCUCUCGCGCUCCAAUCCUUCUGUGCAAGACAAAUGCAAACUUCAAAUCGGUAUGGUGAGAGCCAGGACUGGAUUUUAAUAUAACGAUAAAGCUGAAGACCGCUCCACUGAAACGUGACAUCUCAAUACAACUCUGCAGGUAAGAGUUGUGAACUUUACAUCUGGAAUCAAAUAAAGACAAGGGAAAACACAAACAUAUUUGAAAAUGAUAUUGUUAGACUUUCUUCUGCAUCACUAACUUGAUUGUGGCAUUUGGUGACAAGGAUUGACAACGCAUUUUAUGGAAGAAGACUGUUUUCUUUCUAGCUAUGGAAUGGAAAAUAGACUUAAAGAAAACUGUUCUAGUUAUUUCCCGGAAUAUUUACAUCUGAAUUACAUCGUGCCGCCCAAGUCAAAGGCCGGGACGCGUUAAACGACGAAAAGGUAUUAUUUCUGUAGGAUCAGGAACACUGUACACGCACGCAUAUUCAAUAAUGGACUUUCUCAUUUUAGUUAUUCUAUUGUUGUUUUUUUUCUUCCAAUACAAGGGAAACUAAAAGCAUGCAUUUGUUAUUAUUUUAAUACACAACUCCGUGAUCAAAAGUGCAAUUUAUACGAAAAACAGCCACAGCCGGUGUUAUUUAUUGAACUAUCCACCGGAGAAAAAAGAGACAUCUGACUAAUCUGAGCAUUGUUACAGCUUAAUCACAGUUUAAAAGAGAGAGAGAGAGAGAGAGAGAGAGAGAGAGAGAGAGAGAGAGAGAGAGAGAGAGAGAGAAUGUAGGCGACUAUGAAAAGCACUACAGGUUUAAAUAAAUAAACAAAUAAAUAAUACGUUUCCUGGUUUUCAGUGAAAACGGAUUGAUUCCCAUUAGUGACCCAGAAACUAAUACACCAUGCCCAGCUUUUAAACAGACGGCUGCCUCUUCAGACGGGACAGGCUGCAUCACAGGAGCAGAUAAACAAGGUCAAACUGAUCAACCCAGACACGCCUCAGCGAUCAUGAACAAGAACAAAUCAGAUAAACGCAUUGCUAAUAUGAUCGAUAGUCUAUUUCCGUAACAUUAUAUAUAAGGCUAAUGACUGCCUAAGCCACUGUUUGCUGAUUAAGUAGGUUUGGCCAUAUGUAGAGAAGACUGGCUUACAUUCUGCACUGGAUCCUAUACAAAUCCAACUGGAUGACGGAAAAUACACCAAAUAAAAGCGGCUCCUUUAGCAAUGUAGACAUUGUCUUGCUGGGCUUUUUGCUUCUUGACCGGAGCUCAUUUAGGAUUGGAAUAGUUAUGGAAAGAAAAACUAGCUGCAAGUCAUGCUGUUUUGCUCACUGAAGAGGAUGUAUCAGCAUGCUGCUCAACAUGAUCCUUGAUCAUUAUUCCACAGUAAAUAGAUGUAUUGCAUCAGGGGAGUUAUGACUUCUGCUUUUGGAGGAGAAAUGAUGGGUUUUAACAUCACAGCAGUUAAUGAUAGUGAUAUUGCAAAGAAAGACUCGUCAGUUCGAGUUUUGACUGGCUGCUUUCUGUCACUCUUGAUACUGACGACUCUACUGGGAAACACAUUGGUCUGUGUUGCUGUUACUAAGUUUCGUCACUUAAGGUCUAAAGUAACUAACUUCUUUGUAAUAUCCCUGGCUGUUUCUGAUCUGUUAGUUGCAAUUUUGGUGAUGCCUUGGAAAGCUGUGACAGAAAUAGCUGGGUUCUGGCCCUUUGGUUCCUUCUGUAACGUCUGGGUGGCUUUUGAUAUAAUGUGUUCCACUGCCUCUAUUUUAAACCUUUGUAUUAUCAGCGUGGACAGAUAUUGGGCUAUCUCAAGCCCAUUCAGAUACGAGAGAAAGAUGACCCCAAAAGUGGCAUUUAUCAUGAUAAGUGUUGCAUGGACCUUGUCAGUGCUGAUCUCUUUCAUUCCAGUGCAACUGAACUGGCACAAGGCUCAAGCUACCAGCUUUACGGCAUUCAAUGUCAGCUAUGAAGGUUCGUUGAUGGAUAACUGCGACUCGAGCCUGAACCGAACCUAUGCCAUCUCUUCUUCUUUGAUUAGCUUUUACAUACCAGUUGCAAUCAUGCUAGUCACCUAUACUCGGAUUUACAGAAUUGCCCAGAAACAAAUCAGGCGGAUCUCUGCCUUGGAGAGGGCUGCAGAACACGCCAAGAAUCGACACAGCAGCACUAUGGACCCUGAAAGCUCAUUUAAAAUGUCGUUCAAAAGAGAAACCAAAGUUUUAAAAACACUGUCGGUUAUAAUGGGGGUCUUUGUGUGCUGCUGGUUGCCCUUUUUUAUACUGAACUGCAUGGUGCCCUUUUGUGAACACGCUUUGCCAAGUGGAGAUGCUGACUUUCCUUGCAUCAGUUCCACCACCUUUGAUGUAUUCGUCUGGUUUGGGUGGGCUAACUCUUCGCUGAACCCUAUCAUCUAUGCCUUUAAUGCAGAUUUUCGCAAGGCUUUCUCUGUUCUCUUGGGAUGCCACAGGCUGUGCCCCACAAGCAACGUCAUAGAGACUGUGAGCAUUAACAACAAUGGAGCAGCUGCAUCGUCUUUCCAUUAUCAACCAAAAGGAUUCAUCCCUAAAGAAGAAAAUGUGACCUACCUGAUCCCUCACUCCAUUCUUUGCCAGGAGGAUAAAACUGAAAGGAAAGAGGAGGACGAUUCUGGGAUUAAGACCCUGGACAAAUUGUCUCCAGCUCUUUCAGGUACCUUGGACAGUGACAUAGAUGUUUCUUUAGAAAAGAUCAACCCUAUAACUCAAAAUGGACAACAAAAACAUGAGCAAAAUCAACACAGUGCCGUGUGAGACCGCAACACAUUAACAUGGGACAUUAUCUUUAAAUGACUUGAACAUUAAAAUAGCCUGAAUGCAGCUGUUGCAGUAAAGCCUAACUGAAGUCCUUAAUUAAACCCUGUUUUAUAACAAAGACUCUGGAGUCCACAGAAUGUUCAAAGAACUACAGCACUUUAUCCUGACAGAAAAAAAACACAAUCUGCAAAAUACUUUUUACAUUUGUACAAUAAUAAUAAUAAUAAUAAUAAUAAUAAUAAUAAUAAUAAUAAUAAUAAUAAUAAUAAAAUAACCAAUAUAAAAAUAUGAACAACAAAGAAAAGUAAAAUGUAACUUGUGGUAAAAAAAAAGAAAAAAAAAAAAGAAAAACUUGCAUGUGUUGAGAUAUUUAAAAUGAAAUUACUUGUUCAUAACACAAGGGGGUGUCAAAAAAAAGUAGCAAAUUAGCAAACUUCAUGUUAGCUAGGUAAACAGUGCUUUAAAUAUAUACAGUAUAUUUUCAAUACUUUUCCUAUUUUAGGUUAAAUGGAUUGGGAUAUUUUGCAGUGAAUUGUGGUAUGUAUUACUCUUUAUUUUUAUAUUUAUUUCUAUUUUUAUUACAGAUGAUUUAACAGUUAUGACAGUUGCUUGUUUGCUACAGAUACUCUAUAGAUGUCAACAGGGGCUUAUGAUAAGUGUCAGUUAACCGUAACCUCUCUCGUUAAGCAUAAACUACUUUAUUGUUGACAUAUAAGCCCUCACCCCCCACAGAGCUAUUAAAAAAUAACACUUGAAGAAUAUUAAUAUACAAAGUGUAACGUAUAUAGGGCUCUAUUCAUAAAACUUUAACUCUUUUAAGUUACAUAUUCUGGACUGUUUUUUAAAGAUUCUUCAUAAAAAUAUGUAUUUGGUUAAACUGUGAUUUGAAAAAUGAGAAUGAACUUAUACACCCUCACUUUUUCACAAUCGGCAAUAUUCAUUUCAUGAAUCAAAUCUGCCUUUAAAACAACAGUCCCCAACAAAACAUUGCUUAAAAUAGCCCUUAAAGUUGUGAGAAAAGAGCCCAUAAAGUAAAAUGAGAUACCUGCUAGAACUGAAUAAUAAUUAUCCAAUCUGUUAAAAGGACUGAAAAACAGAAUUUGCCAAAAUAAAAUGCAACCCCAUUUAUCUGACGCUAAAAGGAGCAUGUCAAUCCCUAGAGUCAAGACUAGUAGAAAAUGUUGGGGGGACUGUGGUUGCUUUUAUGAGUGGCUUUUACCAGUUUUGAAUUAUUUCAUUCUUAUGGGGACGACCUUUUGUAAUGCUAACCAGAAAUACCUGUUGUUGUUUCUAACAGUUAAAAGGUGGAAAGGUUAAGCUGACUAAUCUUGACGGCCCAAGUUGGCACCCCUACCUCAAAAAUCAACCACAUGCUGUUUGCUGUUACUUAUAUUUACAAAGUACUGGUAGAUGUUAAAAUGUAGAUGUGAACACAAAUGCUUUGCAUCUGAGUCAAAAGCUCCAUCGAUGUUUGUAGCAGGUUGUGCAGUCUUGGAGUGUAGGCUUGUGAAGCAAUCAUGGCUUUAAUAAAAUGCCUAAAGUAUAUGUACUGGAAAAAGGUAAGCACUGGGAAAGCUUAUCCACAGUUACUAUGACUUACGUACCCAGUUUACAGUUUGUAACACAAUGUCUGUGCCCUUAUCAGAUAUACAGAAUAAAAAUGUAUGUUCAUUGUAUAUCACUGCAUUCAAUCUUAUUUGGAAGCCUUUUCACAAAACACAAAUUCGAAACAUGAAUUGCAUUGUUAACAAGGUGGGGGCUGUGGGCGCACACCGGCGACCCCGCGCACCACAAGCGAGCGUCUAAACUACAAUGCAAAGAGCCGGGCUCAUCUGCGUCCGGGGUUUCUGAGCUUUUAACCUCAUCUUAUCUCACCGACGAGGGACUGGACAGAAUCCGUAACGGCAUGGUUUUUGCUCCACAUGGUUUUUGCUCCAGAACAAAUUCUUGGCAUGUUGUGAGGGAAAAUUUAAAAAAUAAACAGACUAAUUGCAGCAUGCUAUUUUGGGUAAUUGCAAAAAGAGAACCUUGCAGGCUGGAAAUAUGCUUGGCAGAAUAACAUUACCACAAGUUAAAACACAUUCACAUCACUGCUUUAAAAACAGUUUCUGUUAGCGGCCUUUUCUGGCUCACUCUGUCCUUUGCGAUUAACAAUAUGGUGAAAUAUAUUCUGUUCUAAGUUAAAGAUUGAUGACAUUAAAACUACUGUACGCAUUAUUCUAGCUUUUCCUUAUUUUUUGAAAAUUGGGAUUAAUAUGUAGAAAAUAAAAGUCUUUAAU
Acipenser ruthenus (sterlet) is the source of this 5392-nucleotide messenger RNA. RefSeq names its product D(1) dopamine receptor-like. The record is from RefSeq and is a predicted model, not a curated record. Gene Ontology annotation, cellular component: plasma membrane. The transcript has a single exon. The coding region runs from base 1713 to 3110 and encodes 465 amino acids. Gene Ontology annotation, molecular function: G protein-coupled receptor activity; dopamine neurotransmitter receptor activity, coupled via Gs. NCBI's taxonomy places the organism in Eukaryota, Metazoa, Chordata, Actinopteri, Acipenseriformes, Acipenseridae. Gene Ontology annotation, biological process: adenylate cyclase-activating adrenergic receptor signaling pathway; G protein-coupled dopamine receptor signaling pathway; vasodilation.